AUGGCAGUGGCAGAAGUCCAACAGACGCCGGGGCCAAAAUCGUUCUACCAUGGCAGAUCCUUAUUUGCGGCCAGCAUAAGAAAAAAGCCCAACGUCGCACUAAUAACCAGCAUAGCCGAAGGUAUCGGACGCGACAUUGCCCUGCGGCUUGUAGAGGACGGACUUGACAUCGUCAACACAGACUUGAAAUCACAGUGCACGAAGUCGACGUCGCGGACGAGGUGGAGGCGCAAGGGAGGCGAUGGUGGCGAAUACCGGGCCGGUCAGAUCAUUGUGAAGUCUGUGGUUGAUUGUAAACCAGCCCCGUCUUUGAUACGCUUUUAUGGUGACCGUCAUACCCCUAAAGCUACACUCGUCAACUUCGAUUGGAUCUUCAACGUCCAUGUGCGCGCGAGUGAAAUUGGAUCACAAGGCAUCACCGUAAACGCCUAUGGCGCACCUGAGCAGUCGAUACGUGUCUCCGAUGUAUGUAUCAGCAUUCCUCUGGUGGGGUGA
Messenger RNA from Suillus plorans, 495 nucleotides. RefSeq lists its product as uncharacterized. The coding region runs from base 1 to 495 and encodes 164 amino acids. The record is from RefSeq and is a predicted model, not a curated record. NCBI's taxonomy places the organism in Eukaryota, Fungi, Basidiomycota, Agaricomycetes, Boletales, Suillaceae. The transcript has 5 exons.